Molecule: messenger RNA, 2006 nt
Organism: Camelina sativa (false flax)
Lineage: Eukaryota; Viridiplantae; Streptophyta; Magnoliopsida; Brassicales; Brassicaceae
Source: RefSeq, a predicted model, not a curated record
ACAUUUCUAAUGUAUGUUUUCAGGGACCUCUCUUCCAAUGCUAUCACAGGGUCUCUCCCAAACUCCUGUAGCUUUCUUACAAGUGCAAAAUCAAUUUAUCUUCAGAACAAUCAGUUCUCAGGUACCAUCGAUAUCCUAGCCACCCUUCCUCUUGAGAAUCUGAAUAUUGCAAACAAUAGAUUCACAGGCUGGGUUCCUGAUUCUUUGAAAGGCAUUAACUUGCAAAAAGAUGGUAAUUUAUUCACUUCUGGGCCUGCACCUCCACCACCUCCAGGUACACCUCCGAUCAGUAAAUCACCUACUCCGAAAUCCGGUAACCGUGAAACCCGGUCCAAUGGUGAUUCCAGUAGUAGUAGCAAAGACUCCAACAAAUCAGGGAUUGGAGCUGGUGGAAUAGCAGGAAUAGUCAUUUCAUUGAUAAUUGUAGCAGCAGUCAUAGCUUUCUUCUUGUUCAAAAGAAAAAGAUCAAAGAGGUCAUCAUCAUCCACAGACAUUGAAAAGACUGAUAGUAACAUUAACCAACCCAUUGUACUAGCUUCAAGUGAAUUCCAUCAAGAGAAUAAGUCUGUACAGAAUCCACCAUUAGUUGAGACAAAGAAACUGGAUACUUCAUUGUCGAUGAAUCUACGCCCUCCACCAGCUGAGCGACAUAAGUCGUUUGAUGAUGAUGAUUCAACAAUGAGAAAACCCAUUGUUGCAAAGAAAGCUGCUGUUGUUGUUCCUUCAAAUGUGAACACGUAUACGGUUGCAGAUCUUCAAAUAGCUACCAACAGUUUCAGCGUAGAUAAUCUUCUCGGUGAAGGGACAUUUGGAAGAGUAUACAGAGCUCAAUUUGAUGAUGGAAAGGUACUUGCUGUGAAGAAGAUAGACUCUUCUGCACUUCCCACUGACACGGCUGAUGAUUUUACCGAAAUAGUAUCGAAAAUUGCGCAUUUGGAUCACGAAAAUGUCACAAAGCUUGAUGGUUACUGUUCUGAACACGGACAACAUUUGGUGGUCUAUGAGUUCCACAGAAACGGCUCAUUGCAUGACUUUUUACAUCUUGCGGAAGAGGAAAGCAAACCGUUGAUAUGGAAUCCCCGUGUCAAGAUUGCACUUGGCACUGCGCGUGCAUUGGAGUACUUGCAUGAAGUUUGCUCACCAUCUAUAGUCCACAAGAACAUCAAAUCAGCAAACAUAUUACUUGACUCAGAGCUGAAUCCACACCUAUCAGACUCAGGUCUCGCUAGCUUCCUCCCCACUGCAAAUGAGCUACUGAACCAAAACGAUGAAGGAUACAGCGCACCAGAAACUUCAAUGUCAGGCCAAUACUCUUUGAAGAGCGAUGUCUACAGUUUUGGAGUAGUGAUGCUUGAGCUUUUAACCGGAAGGAAACCAUUCGACAGCACAAGGUCAAGAUCAGAGCAGUCAUUGGUGAGAUGGGCAACACCACAGCUUCACGACAUCGAUGCAUUGGGGAAAAUGGUUGAUCCAGCACUCAAAGGGCUUUACCCGGUUAAAUCCCUCUCCCGAUUUGCAGAUGUUAUUGCCCUUUGCGUCCAGCCGGAGCCAGAGUUUAGACCACCGAUGUCUGAAGUGGUGCAAGCCUUGGUUGUGUUGGUGCAGAGAGCUAACAUGAGCAAAAGAACUGUUGGAGUCGGGUCCGGUAGCUCUGGCGCCAAUGAUUACAUGUAAAUUCUUUUACCUGAGAGAGAGUCCCAAACAGAAAAAACAUAAAAACUGGCCCUCUUUUCAUGUUUGCUCGGAUUCGGAGACGGACGACGACAAGUGACAACAGAGAGACAGACAAAACAACAACAAAAACAAAAUCCCUUUUUUUUUUUUUUUUUUUGGUUUCAUAAAUCUGAUGAGAGAAUAACAAACAACAACAACAACUACCGCUUCAUGCAUUGUACACUCCCAUGUAUCUUUGUAAUUUGUAGCUCUUUUUUUUUUUAGAUUCCGACAAUAUGAUGAACAGAACCAUUCCCUUUUGUGAGUCACCGAUCGAAGACGGUAUUUUUCCA